Molecule: messenger RNA, 1562 nt
Organism: Ruditapes philippinarum (Manila clam)
Lineage: Eukaryota; Metazoa; Mollusca; Bivalvia; Venerida; Veneridae
Product: C-type lectin domain family 6 member A-like
Exons: 1
Coding region: 100-879 (259 amino acids)
Source: RefSeq, a predicted model, not a curated record
UAAAACAUAAGUUCAAUCUCACGCUCUCAAAUUCAUUUAUGACUUGAAACAGCUUAGGCGAGUUGAGUUUAAAUAAAACCAAUUCUGAAAGUAAGCAAAAUGGAUUGUUACAAUAACAAAAUCUUGAUGCUUGUUAUUUUUUAUGUGACUGCUUCGAGUAUUAACUGUGCACCUUUCUCUUAUGAGAAUGGUACAAAUGCUGGUGAUUUGAACGGCGAGAAAUUAAUGGAGAUAGGAAAGAAACUCAAAUUACCUAUGUUACAAAUGAUAGGUAAGACAAUUGACAACAUUGAAAAGGAAAUUUGUAAACUACACCCAUGUUCAGACUGGAGUGUGUGGUCCGUUUGCGUGGCUCGCUUUGGUCAGAUAGGUUCAAAAGUCAGGACACGUCAAUGCAAUGUGAAUAAGACAAGAUGUGAGAUACACUCAAACAGCAGAACAGAGAAAGAGUUUGGAAUUUGUAUUGGAUAUUGUCCUAAUGGAUAUAAUAUCACAAAGAAUGGAUUUUGCAUCAAAUUUUAUUCAGACAAAAAAGUGAAAAAAGAAGCAGAAAAGCAUUGUCAGAAAGAUGGUGGUCAUCUGGUGAAUAUUGACUCUGAAUUGAAAUAUAAUGAUGUUAGUAGUCUUCUAACAGACCUCAAUACUAACAGAUGGAUCUGGAUAGACGGACAUCGUAAAGAUGUUAGUUCUCCAUGGAAGUACACAUAUGGAUCUCAAAAAGGGUUCUUCAAGUGGUCAAUUAGUGAACCACACAACGGAUCAAAUGAUCUUUGUUUGUUUAUUACUUUGUACAGCCACGGCGUAAAGUGGCAUGAUAUUACAUGUACAUCAUUACAUGUCUCAAUUUGUGAAAUUAGCAAAGAACAUGUAGUAUAUUAACAUACUUUAAACUUUCAAAAGAAUGGAAAAUGUGUAGAAUUUAAGGGAAAUCAAUGUAAAAGUUAUUAACAGCAAAAAAAAUUUAGUUUUGACAAUUUAUUUACACAUCCUUCUCGUGUAUACAUUGUAUAUGCAUGAGAUCUAGUCAGGCGAUAAAUCUGCUAUGUUAGGACACUGUUAAUUACAUGCAAAUAAAGUCGUGGUUAUGACUAAAGAACAAGCGAAUUAUUCAGUGUUAUGAUUGACUUUGGGUGCUGACCAAAUACUGAUCGUUGUGGUCGGGGACUUUACACCUGACUUUCUAUGUUCAUGAAUAAUAUUCAGUACAUAAAUGCAAUACUGGAAGAUUUUUCUUCAUACAACUUAUUUCAGUAUGUUUAGGUCAGGCAUUCAGACACGUUUACGAAACGUUAAUUAUAAUUGGAUUUUAAAGAAUAUAUUUAUUGGUACAAUGAAUGUACAUGUGCUUUCAAAAUUUCUUCAAUUUAUAUUUAGUUUUAACACUUUGAAUUUUUGUUUACUAAUUUUGUUAAGAUCUAAACAUUUUGCUGAUAUACGUCGCACGGCCUACGUACGUUACUUUUUGAUACUAAGGCAAUAAAUAAGAAUUAAUCAACUCGUUGUACGAUUGUUGUUAAUUUCAUACCUUGAAAUCCCUUAAAGUUUGAAUGCACUGUUCCAAA